Molecule: messenger RNA, 1557 nt
Organism: Arabidopsis thaliana (thale cress)
Lineage: Eukaryota; Viridiplantae; Streptophyta; Magnoliopsida; Brassicales; Brassicaceae
Product: S-adenosyl-L-methionine-dependent methyltransferases superfamily protein
Exons: 3
Coding region: 255-1013 (252 amino acids)
Molecular function (GO): methyltransferase activity
Source: RefSeq, marked reviewed
AAAUAUAACAAUAUUAGGUGUAAGAUAUACAAGUGGUGUGUGUGUGUGUGUUUGUGCUUGAUACAAGUGGCUCUUAAGUAUGCGACAGUGCUCGUUUCCAGUACACACAUACCAUCGGAAAAAAUUACCAGAAAAACUAAAGUGCCCUUUCUUUCAAGUACACAUGCAUACAAGCUAGUUCAAGGCCAAGAUCUUCUAAUCAUAGACCUUAUACAUUUGGUAAAGAAAAUUGAUACAUACAUAUUGUGAACAUCAUGUCUCCCUCAAGGGACUCUUUGGUGGACGCUCUUAAAAUGAAAGGAGGAACAGGAGACCAUAGUUAUGCUACUAAUUCACAUUAUCAGAGAAGUGUUUUCUAUGAGAUACAACCUUUGGUCAUAGAGAACGUAAGAGAAAUGCUACUGAAAAAUGGGUUUCCUGGUUGCAUCAAAGUGGCAGACUUGGGUUGUUCUACUGGACAAAACACGGUGUUGGCCAUGUCCGCAAUCGCCUACACGAUCAUGGAGUCAUACCAACAAAUGAGUAAAAACCCACCAGAAAUCGAUUGUUAUUUGAACGACCUUCCAGAGAACGAUUUCAAUACCACCUUCAAGUUGUUUCAUUCUUUCCAAGAGAAGCUGAAACCGGAGGUUAAAGGAAAGUGGUUUGUCUCGGGAGUCCCGGGUUCUUUUUACUCAAGGCUAUUCCCAAGAAAGUCUCUCCAUUUUGUUCAUUCAGCUUUUAGUAUCCAUUGGCUUUCUAGAAUUCCAGAUGGCCUUGAGAGCAACACUAAAAGCAUUCAUAUUAAAUAUCCAUACCCUUCAAAUGUCUACAAGAGUUAUUUAAAUCAGUUCAAGAUAGAUUUUUCGUUGUUCUUAAAAAUGCGUUCAGAAGAAGUAGUGCAUAAUGGACAUAUGGUUCUAACGUUCGUGGGAAGAAAGGUUUCCGACACUUUAUCCAAAGAUUGUUUCCAAGUUUGGUCGUUGUUAUCCGAUUGCCUCCUCGAUCUAGCCUCCGAGGUACAUACUCAAUAACCAUAUUUUUGUUUUCUUUAUAAACAUUUCUCUACCAAGUAAUAAAUUGUUACGAGAAUGUGAGUGUAGGGGUUUGUGAACGAUUCAAUGGUAAAAUCAUUUAACAUGCCAUUCUACAAUCCAAACGAAGAAGAGGUAAGAGAAUUUAUCUUAAAGGAAGGUUCCUUCGAGAUCACCAAGAUCGAGAAAUUCGACCAUGUUGUCCCAUACAAAAUUGACCGUGAGGAAGAAGAUGAGGAGCAAUCACUUCAGUUGGAAGCUGGUAUAAAGCAUGCAAGCUGGGCAAGAUGCAUCACCGAACCAUUGCUCGUUGCUCAUUUCGGAGAUGCAAUUAUAGAACCGGUGUUCAACAAGUAUGCACACUAUAUGGCCAAGUAUCUAAGUGUCUCAAACCAUCGCCGUAAUAUGACACUCGUCAUCGUAGUUUCGUUGACUAGGAAAUAAAGUUCAUUGUUUUGAAUGUGGGACGAGCAAUUUUAAUUCGAUUAUAAAUUAAGCAAUUGUCACCUACACAUAUCAAUCAAUAUCAUCACUGUUUUUCUAA